Physcomitrium patens is the source of this 1934-nucleotide messenger RNA. RefSeq names its product inositol-3-phosphate synthase. Gene Ontology annotation, molecular function: inositol-3-phosphate synthase activity. Gene Ontology annotation, biological process: phospholipid biosynthetic process; inositol biosynthetic process. Lineage: Eukaryota; Viridiplantae; Streptophyta; Bryopsida; Funariales; Funariaceae. The record is from RefSeq and is a predicted model, not a curated record.
AUGUUGGUCGACAGCUUCCGCGUGGACAGUCCCCAUGUUGAGUACACCGACGACGCGAUCAGGUCUACGUAUGAGUACCAAACCACAGAGUUCUUGCACGAGCAGAAGAGCGAUGGCAAGUACGAGUGGGUGGCCAAGCCCAAAUCCGUGCCAUAUCAAUUCAUCACCGAGCGCAAGGUGCCCAAGCUGGGAAUGAUGCUUGUUGGGUGGGGCGGCAACAACGGAUCCACUCUCACGGCUGGUAUUCUUGCUAACAGAGAAGGUAUCUCUUGGGUGACCAAGGAUGGCGUGCAACACGCUAACUACUUUGGGUCUCUUACUCAAGCAUCCACCUGCCGCGUGGGCGCUUUCCAGGGCGAGGAAAUUCACGUACCAUUCAAGAGUAUUCUGCCAAUGGUUGACCCCAAUGACCUCGUGAUUGGAGGGUGGGAUAUUUCGAACAUGAACUUGGCCGACGCCAUGGACCGAGCUCGUGUGUUGGACAUUGACUUGCAGAAGCAGCUCCGCCCGCUUAUGCAGGACAUGGUUCCCAUGCCCGGAAUCUACGACCCUGAUUUCAUUGCUGCCAACCAGGAGGCUCGCGCCAACAAUCUGAUCAAGGGUACGAAGAAGGAGCAAAUGGAGAAGAUUAUCCAGGACAUUAGGGACUUUAAGGCUCAGAACAAGGUGGACAAGAUCGUUGUGCUGUGGACUGCUAACACCGAACGAUACAGUGAUGUGAUCGUUGGUCUCAAUGACACGAAGGAUAAUUUGUUUGCAUCUUUGGAGAAGGGAGAGAAAGAAAUUUCGCCCUCUACCUUAUUUGCUCUCGCUUGCAUUCACGAACAAGUUCCAUUCAUCAAUGGCAGCCCCCAAAACACCUUCGUUCCCGGCGUAAUUGAGUACGCUGUAGAGAAGAAAUCUCUUAUUGGCGGUGAUGACUUCAAGAGCGGACAAACCAAGAUGAAAUCUGUGCUUGUGGACUUCCUCGUUGGAGCAGGCAUUAAGCCCACCUCAAUUGUGAGCUACAAUCAUUUGGGAAACAACGAUGGCAUGAACUUGUCAGCACCUCAGACCUUUCGUUCCAAGGAGAUCUCCAAAAGCAAUGUGGUAGAUGACAUGGUCGCCAGCAACUCCAUUCUCUACGCACCCGGCGAGCAUCCCGACCACGUUAUUGUAAUCAAGUACGUGCCCUACGUCGGUGACAGCAAGAGAGCAAUGGACGAGUACACUUCCGAGAUUUUCAUGGGCGGACGCAAUACUAUCGUCAUGCACAACACUUGUGAAGAUUCUCUCUUGGCCGCGCCCCUCAUCCUUGACUUGGUCUUGUUGGCUGAGCUCUGCACACGAAUUCAAUUCAAGGAAGACGGACAGGAGAAGUUCCACUCUUUCCACCCCGUUGCUGCCCUUCUUAGCUACCUCACCAAGGCGCCACUCGUGCCCCCUGGCACCCCGGUAGUGAACGCUUUGGCCAAACAGCGGGCGAUGCUUGAGAACAUUAUGCGUGCGUGCAUUGGGCUCUCCCCCGAUAACAACAUGAUGCUCGAAUACAAGUGAAGGGGUGGAUAUUGGAGUAGGAGGCGGACUAACGCCUGGGUCACGUUUGUCAUCCCUAACAGUUGUUCCUGCGAGGCUAGGAACCUAAAACUGCCCAGGUGCACAGUAUCUGUGUUUAUUCAAUGUUUCUCUCACCUCUCAAGCCACUGAAUUUUUUGCGAAUGAAACUGCGGGUGGCGGGAUUGGCAGGGGGGAAGCCUGUCGAUCCAAUCGAUCAUAGAAAGGGUAAGUUUUAGUAGUCAGGAAGAUGGAGCUGGUUGAAUAAAUGAAGGAAAAUUCUUUUGAGCUCUGGGGGAUAGUAGCUGCCAGCAAGUGAAAGUUCCUUGUAUUUAUCCAUGUGGAUUUUUAGCUCGAAAUACUAUAAUGUAACUUUUGAAUCAAAUUUCUUUGCCAGAGUC